Messenger RNA from Melospiza melodia melodia, 1617 nucleotides. RefSeq names its product forkhead box A2 (gene FOXA2). Gene Ontology annotation, biological process: regulation of transcription by RNA polymerase II; anatomical structure morphogenesis; cell differentiation. Gene Ontology annotation, molecular function: protein domain specific binding; DNA-binding transcription factor activity, RNA polymerase II-specific; RNA polymerase II cis-regulatory region sequence-specific DNA binding. Lineage: Eukaryota; Metazoa; Chordata; Aves; Passeriformes; Passerellidae. The record is from RefSeq and is a predicted model, not a curated record.
UUUUGGGUCGCUCUCCGCCGUCGUUUGUUGUGGCUGUUAAAUUUUAAACUGCCAUGCACUCCACUUCCAGUAUGCUGGGAGCGGUGAAAAUGGAAGGCCAUGAGCACACGGACUGGAGCAACUACUACGGGGAGCCCGAGGGCUACUCCUCGGUGAGCAACAUGAACGCGGGGCUGGGCAUGAACAGCAUGAACACCUACAUGACCAUGUCGGCCAUGAGCAGCACGGCCAACAUGACGGCGGCGGCCACCUCCAUGAACAUGUCCUACGCCAACACGGGCAUGAGCCCCUCGCUGACGGGCAUGUCCCCGGGCGCGGGGGCCAUGCCGGCCAUGGGCUCGGCCGGCGUGCCGGGCAUGGGCGCCCACCUGAGCCCCAGCAUGAGCCCCAUGGGCGGCCAGGCGGGCUCCAUGAACGCCCUGGCGCCCUACUCCAACAUGAACUCCAUGAGCCCCAUCUACGGCCAGUCCAACCUGAACCGCUCGCGCGACCCCAAGACCUACCGGCGCAGCUACACGCACGCCAAGCCGCCCUACUCCUACAUCUCCCUCAUCACCAUGGCCAUCCAGCAGUCGCCCAACAAGAUGCUGACCCUCAGCGAGAUCUACCAGUGGAUCAUGGACCUGUUCCCCUUCUACCGCCAGAACCAGCAGCGCUGGCAGAACAGCAUCCGCCACUCGCUCUCCUUCAACGACUGCUUCCUCAAGGUGCCGCGCUCGCCGGACAAGCCGGGCAAGGGCUCCUUCUGGACGCUGCACCCGGACUCGGGGAACAUGUUCGAGAACGGCUGCUACCUGCGCCGCCAGAAGCGCUUCAAGUGCGAGAAGCAGCUGGCGGCCAAGGACGGCUCUGCGGGCGCCGGGGCGGGCGGCAAGAAAGGCCCAGGCCAGGCCGCCAGCCAGGCCCUGGGCGAGGGCAGCUCCUCGGGGGGCUCCGACGGCUCCGCGGGCGCCGAGUCCCCGGCCAGCUCCUCGCCCUGCCAGGACCACAAGCGCACCCUGGCCGACCUCAAAGGGCUGAGCCCCGGGGAGCCUUCGGCCUCGCCGGGGCAGCACCUGCUGGCGCCGCCGCACGCCGGGCUGGCCCACGAGGGGCACCUCAAGCCCGAGCACCACUACGCCUUCAACCACCCGUUCUCCAUCAACAACCUGAUGUCCUCCUCGGAGCAGCAGCACCACCACCCGCACCAUCAGCACCACCACCCGCACAAAAUGGACCUGAAGGCCUACGAGCAGGUGAUGCACUACUCGGGCUACGCCUCGCCCGUGCCCGCGGGCCUGGCCAUGGCGCCCGUCACGAACAAAAGCGCCCUGGAGGCCUCGCCUUUGGCUGGAGAGACUUCCUACUACCAAGGCGUGUAUUCCCGGCCAUCAUGAACUCCUCCUAAGCAGGAAAAGCUCCUGGAAAAAGGGGGAAACCUUUCUCCCCCCCCUCCCCAAUACCCCUCGCAGUGGACUCUGAGCACGGUACAUAUCCGGUAUAUAUAUAUAUAUAUCUAUUUUUAUUUUUUUUUUCUGUUGGCUCCAGAUGUUUGCAUCCAUUCGGAAAUCUGUAGCCGUGUGGCCCCUUCCCAAAUCCACCCAGGGAGGGGGCGAAUCUCCACGUGGGGUGGUUUUG